Plasmopara halstedii is the source of this 237-nucleotide messenger RNA. RefSeq lists its product as uncharacterized. The transcript is spliced from 2 exons. The coding region runs from base 1 to 237 and encodes 78 amino acids. Lineage: Eukaryota; Oomycota; Peronosporomycetes; Peronosporales; Peronosporaceae. The record is from RefSeq and is a predicted model, not a curated record.
AUGUUAGAAAAUGCCGAGGUUCCAAAAGGAACGAACGAUAUCAUGAAAAAGAAGGAGGACAAGACGGAUCCGAGGUAUCGAAUGGGCAACACUGCGUUAAAUUUUCCAGACGAAGACAAUGCUGGGGAAGACAAAAUCUACAUCUCGGUCGCCGUUCGGGGUCAACUGCAAAUUAGGACCGCAAAGACUAAAGAUGGUGAGCUGUCUACGGGCUACUCGUUCGUGUCGUUGACCUAA